Molecule: messenger RNA, 3868 nt
Organism: Strongylocentrotus purpuratus (purple sea urchin)
Lineage: Eukaryota; Metazoa; Echinodermata; Echinoidea; Camarodonta; Strongylocentrotidae
Product: ARF GTPase-activating protein GIT2
Biological process (GO): brain development; regulation of ARF protein signal transduction
Molecular function (GO): GTPase activator activity; protein binding
Source: RefSeq, a predicted model, not a curated record
CUUCCGGUGAUGUGAAGACUACUUCCGCGAAGUCUCAAGGAGAUUUCUAUCAGAAUCGUUUCAAACAUGCGAGGAAAACAACGAAGUCCGGGAGAAAUAUGUGCCGAUUGUGCUAUGACAGAUCCAGGAUGGGCCUCCCUGAACCGAGGUGUCCUGAUCUGUGACGAGUGCUGCAGUGUUCACAGGAGUCUUGGAAGGCACAUAUCUCAGAUCAGAGCCCUCACUCAUGGACCUUGGCCACGCAGCCUCUAUGAGAUGGUGCAUGCUCUUGUUAGCAAUGGAGCCAACUCUAUCUGGGAGCAUUCACUUCUGGAUCCAUCGCAAGUCAGGAGUGGCAAAAGGAAACCUAACCCCAAGGACUCUGUCCACCCAUUCAAGUCUGACUUCAUCCGAGCCAAGUAUCAAAGGUUAGACUUUGUCCACAGACUCAAGGAUGGUGACGAGGCCACAGUCAAGGAUCUUAGCAGACAACUCCAUUCCAGUGUCAGGACAGGCAACCUGGAGACUUGUCUGAGGCUACUCUCCCUCGGUGGACUCGCAAACUUCUACCAUGCAGAGAGAUGUAACACCCCCCUUCAUGUUGCUGCUAAGGAGGGUCAGAUGUUACAAUGCGAGCUACUGAUAGUCUACGGUGCAGACCCUGGGGCGCUAGAUAGUGAUGGGCAGACGCCGGCUGAUCUUGCCAAGGAUGAAGGUCAUUUGGAGGUCGCAGAGAGACUGGUUCAAUGCCAAUAUGAACUCACCGACAGACUCACAUUCUUUGUGUGUGGAAAAAGACCAGAUCACUCAUCUAGCACUCAUUUCUUGAUCCCUGAGAUGGCCGAUGGUUCGUUGGACAGAUCGGAUGCCGCAGACCAGGCCAGGAAAAAGCUCCAAAGUUUGAGUAAUCAUUUAUUUGAGGAGCUGGCCAUGGAUGUCUACGAUGAAGUGGACAGAAGAGAACUAGAUUCUCUGUGGGUAUCAUUGAACAAACCUAGUCUGGUUGGAGGUGAUAGCUCCAUGCCCUUUCUACCACUCAAUCCGGAACUCUCUGCUACAAGGAAUCAGGGAAGACAAAAGCUAGCCAGGUUCAGCGCCAGAGAGUUUGCUACUCUCAUCAUCGACAUCUUGAAGGAGGCCAAGAGGAGACAGCAGGGGAACCUGACCCUGUCAAGGCAUGGAGAUCAAGUUGAGAUUGUUCGAGAACCGCCACCAGUCCCUCCGGCGCCCGAGAAGUCCCCCACAUCGCCCAGCAACAUCGCAUCCUACGACGAGGACAAUGAGCCCCUGUACGACAGCGUCUGCUCCGACGAUGACUACGGCGAGGUGGCCGAGAAUGCCAACUUGAAGAACGGAGGCAACGUGAACCUGAGAAACCGCUCAAAUCAGAACUCAACGAGUGCUGCAUCAUCGGAGCUGUCUGAUGGCCAGGUCUCGAUGGAAGAGUUCCUGGAAGUGAAGAAGAAGUUGUCAACGUCCGACAGUAGGGUUGAACAUCUUCUUAAUAUGAACAAACAACUCAACCAAGAAGUUCACAUGUUACAGUCCAUGGUUGAUAAGCUGAAAGAAGAGAAUGCCAAGCUGUUGGUCCUACAGAGGGGUAAAGACGUCCCCAAGAUGGUCAAGACAAGGGACCUUGAAUCGCUGACCCAAGCACCCAAGCCAAGCCCCAAGCCAGCCCGCCCAGGUAACCGACCCAACUCCAUGUUCGAGCAGAGGGCAAGCCAGAAGCCUGCUCCCAGAUGGAAGCCCGGCGCUUCAAAUCCCAACGCUCCCCCCGCCGCAGCUGCCCCGCCCGCCAGUGGUGGUGGUGGUGGUGGUGGUAGUGAGAAGGCGGAGUCGAAGGAUACAGGGAAAGAUGUAAAGAGUCCGUUACCGAUCAUCGGGUUGCCAACUAUCCCAGAUGAUCAACCCAAUGAGGAGGCAGCAGAGAAGGAGAAGUCAGAGAGGCCACUGAGUGAAACAGGCAGUGAAUAUGAUAAUGCCUUACCAACAAAGACAGAAGAUGAAAAAAGCACACCGAAACCAGCCUCGCCUGCAUCACUACCCCUCCCCUCCCCGUCCCCCAAGUCCCCUGCCACCGUCAGCACACCCCCUCCCCAGUCCUCCUCCUCCCCGGAGCCAGAGGGAGAGACGGAGGACGGGGCGGAGACAAAGAAACCAGCCCCCACCCAAGAGUCUGUCGUCGGGACGACGGAGAAGAUCACGAGGAGGAUUCAGACUUUGCUGCAGGCAGCUCAGGAGGGAAAGCUUGAUAGAUUUGUAUCCUGUUCUGAUAAUAUCUAUGCCACAGUGACAGACAUGGUUGAACUAUUUCCAGAGAAACCCAAAUCAGAAGAAGUGCGAGUGCCCCUGCGUCUUCUCGUCUCCAGCGCCAGCCGGCUUAGGGUAGAAUGCCAGAGCGCCGUCCCAGCUGACCCUUCCAUAACCCCUGACCUCAAACACCUGACCAAUCAGAUCAUCGCCUGUGCGUACGACAUUGCCAAGGCUGCCAAACAACUCGUCACCAGUUUCCAAUGAAGUUCCCUUAACGCGAUAGCAACUUCUUUAGAAAAAAGAAAAUCAACUUUAAAAGUUAAUUUCAGUAACCUUGUGCGAACACGACAAUAAAUCCGAACAUGAUUUCUAUGCGACAUACAAUAGGGUGAAAUUUCUCUCGAGUUAAUUUGUCAAAAUAACCGUGAUCAUGUUGCUUUUACUUCAUUUUAUUUGAUAUAUGAAAUAUGAUGAAUUUAAGCUCCAACCAGAUACUCAUAAUGUAAGUGUCAUGAUAGGUGCGUCUUGUGCUUGGAAUGUCAUAUAUCUCAUGAAAUGCUGUUAUCACCAUAUUUUAGUGUUUUUGUGCUGUUCAUAGUAUGGGAAUUCUUAAUUGAUUACAUCGUUAAAGAAUUAAAUUUCAUAGGUCCAUUGGCUAUACAAAUUUACAGCGAAUAGACAUGGGCUUUCUAGCAACCUUUUUUGUAACCUGGGAUCUCCCGAUUACCUAUGCUCUACUACUUCUGAGCCAUCAUGCAUUCAUCCCAAUGCAAGUAUAACCAUCCUUUCUUGAUGAAAAAAAAAUGCCAAGAGCAAAUGUCGCAGGAGCAAACGUCGGACCACCCAGUUGUGAUGUCUUCCAUUUGUCUAGUACGUUCUGAUAUAAGAAUGUUUUGCUGGUUAUUUGAAAUGAAAAGUUUAAAAACUUGUAUAUAAAGAAAGCAAUUUUAUUUUCCUCUACCUAUCUCCGACAUACUGUCCCCUAAGCUGCAUGUACAUUUGCAAGCCUGUUCAAGAUAAAAAAAAGAAAGAAUAUAUUUAGAAGUAGCAUGGAUUCUUGUUAUUGUUAUGUUUUGGGAAUAAUUUACAGCUCAUGUAUCAUGCUAAAAAUUGAAAUGGAGCGACCGUGGAGAAUAUUUUGAGACUCUUUGUAUUUUUUUUUCCUCUGAAAUUGUUCCUUCAUUGUGUGUUGUCUCAAACAUGCUAUAUUAGUACAUGUAGAUGGUGUAAUAUAGUAUUGAUCUGGACUACUUUCAAUCAAGUCAUUACUGUGUAUUUCAUAAGUUUGGGAUAUAAACAUGAAUGUGAUGGUAUCUUAGCCCUAUAACCCAGUUUGUGAUCAUUAUAUACAGCAAUGUCAAAAUGUUGUUUCACAUUUUAUGUGCUCUUACCACUUAACAUUGUACUGCCUAUGAACAUGAGCAAGUGCUGCCAAUGUUUAUUAAGUAUGUGGAAUAUUGAGUGCUCUAAACAUUAUUUGAUACUGUUUGUUAUCUAUUGAUAAUUGACUGUAUGAUUGAUAAGUUUGUUUAUGUGAAUGUCUUCCGUAGAGUGCAUUGGGAGCACCUGUUUAUUUCCAGCACCUUUCACAUUUGAAAAUUUAAGAAUUCAUAACACACACACACACACACAC